GCCAUCUGGAAUUUCCUGUUCUCUAACCGUGCUGCUAACAGUUGAUUUGCUGAGGACGAGUACCCGCAAGAUAUACCAUAUUUAAGAAAUAACGGAAGCUUUGCGUUGCUAUUGGAGUGUUGUGCCGCUUCUCCUGUUCCAGGGCUCCUGACGAGCCCCCUACUUGGAGGGCUCCCAGGGAGCUCACUUCUGCUUGAACAGCAGGCUGCAUUCGUGCGACUGGCUCAGCUGAAAAACCAGCUAGCAUUGACUCAGAUAAACAAUUUGGCUGUUGGCAGCAGAGCAGCAACCUUGACAGCCAGGUCCAGUACGCCUGCUCCCUACAUAUCCGCAGCACCCCCCUCUCCGACUGCAGCAGCCAUCAAUCUCCUUAACCUUCUGAAGAUUGCAAACACCAUGUCCCAUCCCCUCUAUAACCCCUAUGCCUCUGGGAGCCGAAGUUCCUCCCAGGGGCAGUAUGGCCUCCCCAGUACACAGGCAGAGAGGGACCCUCGGAAGGCAUCUCCUCACCUUCGACCUGCGUCCAGCUCCAGCUCUUCUAUGACUCCUGCCGGUUCUGGAGGGAAAAUCCCAUCAUUGCUGUCUCAGUCAGUGAACUACAUGUCUGAGCAAAGUAGGACCAUAAUAGAUAAGGACAUAGAGAGGUCUGUAGACAUGCAUAUUAGCAGAGCCAGGGAGGGAGUGAGGUUUCUUGGGAAACCAAUGCAUCAGCCCAUAGGCCACGACACUGGGUUUACUGACACUAAAAGAGAUGGGUUUCCCUCAGGCACAGAGAUGACCUCCUAUUCGAUGUCUUCUGCCUCUCUUGGACAUUCAGGCGUUGAAAGUGGGAGUAGCCCUUUGGACUGGUUGUUAAACCUCAAAAGGCCCACUGCUGACGAUUCCUCAAAAUUUUAUUCAUCUGCUUCAUCUAACUAUACAAGCAGUGGUGAUGAUAGGUUUAAUGCCUCUACUGAAAGAGACCGCGACAUGCAUUCCAUUCCAGGUUUAAGUGACUAUAGCUAUCCAGUACCAAACAAACCUGUUGCCCCUCUUGAGUCCAGUCGUCCCAAGUACACUUCUGAAUCAGCUGCUAACAUCCUUCUAUAUUUUGGACUUGAAAAGGAGGACUUGGAACAGCUCAUCUGUUACCCUGAAGACCAGAUCACCCCUGCCAGCCUGCCAUUUAUCUUGCGCCAAAUCCGCGUUGACAAGGCCAAGAGAUCUACAACUGCAGUUCAGUCAAAACCCUUUCCUGAACCCCAGUCUACCAGAAUCAUGAGCGGAAUGGACACGUUGACUAGUUCUGACGGGGUGGGGAUGCGCCAGGAAGAAUUGUCUUCAGCUGUUCUUCAGCCAAGUAAAGUGAUUGAAUAUGGACAUACAGGCAAAUAUACUGGAGGGGCUAGGGAUGAGAUUGGAAGGACCACUAGCAGUGGUGGGAGUGGAAGUAUGCUGCUGCUGGACACUUACGAUAGUAGCACCCACAGUCGAGAACCUUUGAAAAUAAAUACGACCCAGGUGAAAAGUAGUGCCUUGGAUUCUUCACGUGACCAGGGGAGCUGUGUUACCAGUCUCAGCUCUUCACACAGUUCAAUACUGAGUUCUGUGGCUCCCUCGAGCAAGGAUUCAACAAAACAAUUGCAGGCUCAACCACGCCAGACUUCUCAAGCAGUCCAGAGCUUGUUCUCUCUGCCAAAGAAAGGCACAGACUUGAGGGUUAAGUCUGAUGCCCCCAAACACCUUUCUUCAAAAGAAUCAGAGGCAGAUCGCCAGUCAGCCUCAAAAACCCCAUCAUCCUACACUCUUGUGUGUGGUGGGCAUCCUGACAGACCUGGCCUUGUGCUCAUUGACAGUAAAAAAGACAGCAGCACUAAGGAUCAAAGUAAAGCUAAAGGACAAGCAUCAGUGGUUCCUGAGAGGAUGAAACGGCACGAGAAGCAGCCAACGCAGAAGCAACAACCAAAGAAGCCGAUGCAACAGAAGCAGCCAUUAUCACACGGAGCUCAUACCACCGGGCCGGUGGUAUGGCGUCCUGCAUUUUCUGGUGCGAACGCAAUUCGUCCUCCUCCUCUCAUGCCCAGCAUCACGGAUGCCUCACAUGCCAUGUCACGUUCAGUAUUUAUUCCUGGUGCUCCUUGUCCUUUGGGUGUUUUUCCAACUCCACCUCAACCACUCCUGCCGCUGGCAUCUUCCAACAAGCAGGUUCCUGCAAAGAGGGCCGUAUCCAAGGGUCUUCCAACAUCAGCCAUGAUGCAUGACUAUGCAGCGUCUCAACCAAGAAUCUUUCCUCAUACCUGUUCUCUGUGUUACAAAGAAUGUACUCGUAUGCAGGAUUGGAUCUCCCAUCAGAACACCAACCUUCACCUUGAGAGCUGCAAAGUCCUCCGGGCACAAUACCCUGAGUGGGAUGGUGAGGUAGUACCCAGGCCCAGUGCUGCAGGGAAGGAUUCCAAGCCCUCACACUCAACUUCUGCCCAGACUUCCCAGCAUCGUUACCAGAAAAACAGGCAUGGAAGUCAUUCCCCUUGCCGCUUAUCCAGCCCACGUAGACACCGUAGCGUGGAGGGUCGAAGAGAGAAGCGCAGCCGAUCGCGAUCACGAUCACGAUCACGAUCACCACAUAGCUCCAGAUACACUCGCAGAUCCCGGUCUCGUUCUCGCUCCCCAUGGUAUGACCGUCAUAGUUCCUCUGACUAUCGAUCACGUUCAAGGAGCCGUGAGAGACGACACUCACCAAGGAGGAGAGAUGAGAGACGGUCUUCGUCAUGGAGAAGUGAAGAGAGGCACUCUCCAAGAAGGAGCAAUGAGCGACGAUCGUCGCCACGGAGGAGUGGCGAAAGACGAUCAUCUCCAAGAAGGAGCAGUGAAAGACGAUCAUCCACAGAGAGGCUGUCCCCUCAACGGAGAAAGUCAAGCAGCACAGAGAGAUUGACAAAGAUACUACUGGAAAGUUCAGCUGUCCAAUCUCUGACAAAAGAGUCAGACCUGGAGGCUAUGGUUAAAACUCUGGCACCUGCCUUACUGGCUGAGCUAGCCAAGAUGAAGUCUUCAUCGUCACCAACCACCUCCUCCUCCUCUUUCAAAGGAGGAAAACACUCCAGGUCCUCUCUUUCUGCUGUGGGAAAGAGCUCAUCCUCUGUUGCCUCUGUGCAAUCCUCUGUCUCAACAGCAAAGAAGAAGGUGUUGACAACAACAUCCACUAAAGCCAAGCCCAGUCUGCAGAAGAGUGAGGCAAGUGCUUCCACAAAGACUAAGUUGGGAAAGCCUUCACCUCCUACCAUGGUGAAGCUAGAAGGGAUUCUUAGUUCCCUCUCACACAAUGACGUUGUUGCUGCUGCAGAGCAGUUUGGAAAAACUAAAUCAGUUGUACUGUUUCGGUCCAAACUGCAGGCAGUGGUGUGUUUCGAGAAAGAAGAAGAUGCUAAGAAACUGAAGAGUGUAAAAACCGUCAAUAUAAACGGAACUGUAGUCACUGUUGUCAAGGAAAAGGAUACCGUUUCUAAGGAACAAACGAAACCUCAGAAGAUGCUUGAGUGUGUCUCCAGCAACUCUCCCAAGGAAAGGGAGGGGUCCAGCUCAUGCCACAGUCACCAGCAUGUACAGAGAAAGACUACACAAGGGAAAGGAAAGAAUAAGCCAACAACAGGGGGAACGGGAUCAAUACAGGGAAAACAAUCAAUAAACAGGAAACCAGCAACAGGCAAACACACCGGUGAGAAAACUGAUGCUAAAGGCUCAGCAAAAGUGUUGGUUCCUAAAGCGAAAAAUGUCUCAAGCAAGCAGACUGCCAAAGUUGAGAGUAAAGCAACUGGUUUGGAACCACCUAAAGGCCCAGAAAUUGUCACUGAAGCAAAAAUGGUAGCUUCCCAUGUGGAAAUGACCUCAAAAACUCCAACAGACAACAUAGCUGCAGCAGAAGCUCUGACAACAGAAAAGACGGAAGAGGCAACUGCAAAGGCCAUAAAUGCACCAUCCAAAUCUAUGGCUUCACAAAAUUGGCCUGAUGUGGAGACUUCCAAGCCCAAAGAAUUGGAAACAAAAGAAUCUGUGAUGGUGCUGGAAGACACAGCCAAAAUUGUGGUAACAGGAAAUGCAACCAUUUCUCAAUCGAAGCACCAAACAGAACUUGACAAAGUUAGUGUUCAGGGGAAAGAAGCUAAUGACACUGAACCAAUGGAGAUUGUGAAGACAGAAGCUGAAGUGGCAGAGCCAAUGGAAGUUGAAAUUUGUGGUAAGGUUAAAGGGGAACAGCUGACCGAUACAGAGGCAGUAGCACACAAACCAGAUGUGUCACCAGCCAAACCUUCUACUGUUUCACAUAAGAGCACAGAACUAACUCCUAAACUAGCAGACACACACAUUCAGAGCUCACAGAAUGCCAUCGAAACUUCAGAAACCUCUGUCAGAGCUGCUUUGGACACUCAGCAAAACAUUUUGGCAGAAUCAGAGCCCACUGUGCAAGGACUGGAGACCAAGACACAUCUGUCCCAAAUGCAACAACAGGCAAACCGAAGCUCAGGUGAGGCUGAUUUGGAGGCAGAUUCAACAGUUGGAGGGGUGGAAAAGAUCACAACACAAAAAGAAGCACCUGUGCCUGUUGUGAAGACUCCAAGUGAUACAGCAUCUGCCAAGGAUGUAGUUGCAUCUACCAAAACAGAGUCGGUAACUUCAGCAGUAAGCGAGCAGCAACCAGCAGCAGCCACAUCUGUUUCAGCAGCAGUUAUGAGCAAGCAGCUACCGCUGGCAGCCACGCCUUCUUCAGCUGCAGUGGUGAGCAAACGGCAACCAGCAGGAGACCUGUCCUCUUCAGCUAGAACUGCAAGUGAACGGCAACCGGCAGCAGACGCAUCCUCUUCACCUGCAGCAGUGAGCAAAGUGCAACUGGCAGAAACCAUGUCUUCUGCAGCUGAUACCCCUCUGACUAUUGGAGAGAUGGUAGAACAGCACCUGAAUCAAAAGAGCAUCUUAUGCCUCAGGAGCAAAACCUGCAAGUCACCAAAAUUCCUUGUACUGGAUCCAAAGGUGCUGUUCAUCUCCAAUCUACCGAAGUUUUACGAUGGCCGUUACACAGAGAAAGACGUUGCUAAUGCACUCAUUCCUUUUGGAUUUAUAUACAAGGAUGACAGCAUCUAUGUUAUUCCUCAGACGGGCAUGGCCUUUGCUCAGAUGCCCACAGCAAGGCAUGUGCAAAAGCUUUUGAGUUUGAAAAAAGACAUUAUUAUCAAAGGGCGUAGACCUUGGAUCCAUGUAGUGGGCAGCGGCAUUACAAUGACAACGAUCGGUUUUUAUAAAUCGCUGAUGAGGCGAAUGCAAUCUGUGGUGCUUGAUGAUGGAGGGAGAAUAAUCCUCAUCAUUGACAUUUCACCAAGUGAGGCCAGGGAGCUUAGAGAAACUUUGAACAAAAUCGGUUUUUUCAGAAACUACCUGCCUCUCCUCAAUAAGGUGUUCAUUGAAUUCGAGUCAGAUCGUGAUGCUGAUCGACUUGGAGUUUGGUACAGCCUCCUCAAACAGGCCCGUGGUCACAGAGUGUACAGGCUGAGGACACCAUCCACGAUUGCUACAGCACUACCACCGAGACUUGCUGCAAAUGCUGUUCCGGACAGCGAGGAUGCUGUUUCUGGAGCAACUAUCCCGAUGACAGAAUUUGGCGUUCCACUGGGCAGCCUUGCACCAUUUUGGAUUACGAUGACAGCUAAGCCCUUUAUAUUCCCCACUGUAUCUCCUUGGUUCAUUAUCCCAGAUUAUCUGACAGUCAGAGGAAAAGAAGACAUUGAGGAGGCCAACCGUCGAGGUUCAGUGUUCCCUGUAGUCAUGCUGACCGGUUUGCCAAGAGAAGAAUACACGCACAAGGAUGUUGCUAAGCUCGUGUGGAAUUAUUUCCCCAGACGGAAUCUUUCCACACUCUACUAUAAUGUGGUAGUCCUAACACUGCAGAGAAGGGCCUUUGUGUAUUUCAGCGAUUGGACUGCUUGCUGCAAUUUUGUCCUAGAUCACAUCAGUAAUCCGGUUUCUGUCGGACGCUCCAGCCUCACCGUCCAUUUCGUCUUGCAGUACAUGCACCCUGAAUCAAAGGAGGAGCUCAUGUACAAAUCUCUGAUGAAAUGGAGCAAUGCCCGUGUUCCAGAUGUAGAGAAUCUGGAGGAGCGGAUGCUCUCUGUGGAGAUCUCUGAGACAACUUUCCAUGUCAUCAGGAUGGUCAUGGAAGUGGUGGCAUCCAUUGCUACUUUUGUCAGCUUCCUGCCUCUUGCCAACAGGAUAUGUGUCGAGAUGGUUGACUCCAAUGGUGUAACACAGGUGGUGGAGAAGUACAAGACUUACGUUCCAGACUCUGAAUCUAAGUGUGUAACUUGGAACAAAAUUCUGCGCUUUGAGUCUUUGAAGAGCCUGAAACAGCGUCUUGAAGAUGCAAGUGAGAUUACAAUAAACCUUGAACCCGUAAACAGCAGUGUUGAUGAAAAGCCCCCAACUGUGAAAUGUCAAACACAGUCGCCACCUCCUGAACUUUGUGACAGUACGGCACAACCUGCUCUGCAGAUCAUUAACUCUGCUUCUGCUAAACCAGCACCCCAUGCUGGAUCCACCAAUUCUGAGUCUGUCACAACAGGAUCAAGUGUCACAACUGCCAGUGAUGUAGCAAUGGAGGAGGAGAAAUCGGAAACUGAAAGUGCCAUGGACUCCACUGUUGCUCCCAAAGAAAAUGAAGGUUUAAAAAGGGAAGAGUCGUCACCAUCAACCUCGUUUGCAGCUGCAGCUGAGUCACCAUCAACCUCAUUAGCAGCUGAGUCAUUAUCAACAUCGUUUGCAGCUGAGACGCCAUCAACCUCGUUUGCAGCUGAGACGCCAUCAACCUCGUUUGCAGCUGCAGCGGAGUCACCAUCAACCUCGUUUGCAGCUGAAAACACCAUCUCUGCUGUUUCCAGCCCUGCUCUGUCAUCCACAAGUGUGGUCAAGUCUGGAGAAAACUUACCAAAACUUCAUCAUAUCAACGAGUACAUGUUCAAGGCACUUACUGCAGCAGUUCGCCAGCACAGACUCACCCAUGGAAGCAAGACACAGAGCGAGGAGAAAGAGAACUCCAGCAAAACAAAUGUUGAGGCACCACAAGAAGAGGAUGAUUUUACAGAUGAUGCUAUUUCUUCAGAUGCCUACCUUUUUGAUGAUAAAAGUUUCAACAUAGAGGACUUUCUCGUUGUUGAUGAAGUUGGUGAUGACUUGGGAGAUACAAGUUUGUCAGUUUCCAAGUCCUCGUCAGGUAAAAGAGAGGGAAAAGGCUCAGAUGUGUCACCUUCUGCGCAGUGGACCUCUUCAAGGCCUUCAAAAAAAUCUAAGACCUCACCCUCUUCCUCAUCCAAAUUGACAAAAAGUUCAUCUUCUCACUCGACCUCUGUGUCACCAAAAAAGCCCAAUGUUUUAUCUGAGCCUAACAAAUCAAAUCAAAUCAAAUCCUCUACCAAAGCAUCAUCCUCUGGCAGUGUGAGUAAGACUACUCCUUCUCCAGUGUCUACUGAAAUGCCUGCCUUCCCUGGUCAUGAAAUACAACAGAGCAAGACAAAAUCCCCAGCCAAAGCAUCAAAUACUGCAUCCCCAGGUUGUAGGACCCACUCAUCCUCCACUCCAUGUGAAAUUGAAAUAACAUCAGCAGCAGCUGUUCAGACAUCAAUAGAGGCUAAUUCUGAGUUGCAUAGAGAAGAAGCCAAAGUCACAGAGAGUGAAGUUGCAAAAUCUGACCACAGAGUGUCAAUAGAGGGUGUUGCUCCAAAAACUGUUGAGCCAGACACAAAAAUAGAAACUUCAGAAAUACAGCCACCUGCACAGGGACAGAUGUUAGAGUUGACAAGCCAGGGCCUGGAGACUGAACAAACAGAGGAGGAUGACAGCGAAAAUUACGAAAUCAUUGAUUCACUUGAUGACCCGUUCUUAGACAGUGUUGAUGAUGAAAACAAAGUCGGUCCAGCAGAGUGUAGUGAAAUGGACACUUCUUUCCGAGUGGUAGACAGUGUUACUGAAGACCAAGCAACUACAAGUCAAGAGGAUAGUCACCUACUCAACGAUGACCAUUCCACAGUAAAGCAACUGUCUCAGGAAGAUGUGAAGCAAGGUAUCGAGACAUCUGAUGACGAAUGUGUAGUUGACGACACAGUUGAUCAGGGGGCAUAUAACAAAGAUAGUUCCCAAGUGUUGCAUACAGGUAGCAGGCAAGCUCCAAGGAGCAAGAGAAAUGCAAAGAGAAGAGGACAAAAAGAAGCAGCCCAAGGCAAGGAAAUACCUGAUGACCAAAUAUCAAAUGGUGAAGAGCAGCUUCAUGAAGAUUGUGGCAACAAAGACACUGUAAGGGAACCUGAUAGUGAUGCUACUGAACCAGAAACCUUUGAGAUACUGGAUUCAAUUGACGAUCAGACUGCAAUCGAAGAUGACAGCCAAAAACCUAAAGCUCCUAGUGACCAGCUAUCUAAAGAAGACAUUAGACCUGAGCCUACAGAGGUGGACUCAGAGGCUGACCACAAGGAUGAAAGAAGAAAGAAAGGGGAGGCAAAUGCUAGAAAAGAUGGACUAUCAAAGGCAGGUGGUCCAAGGACCGGAACAUCCAAAAGGGAACAGGAGACGGCGACAAAAAAGCUAGACAAGACGGUUAAAAAAUGUGAGAUACGAAUGAAGACAGACACUACUACAGCAGGUUCUAAACAAGACAAAGAGAUCAUUGAGAUGGAGUAUGAGAUAGUAGAUUCUGUUGAAGAUGAACUGGUUCAAGAUGUCAAUACCACAGAAAGGUCUGAUAGGAGGAGUGCAAGAGGAAAAAGAGAGAAUAAAAUGACAGACAUGUCAAAAUCAAACAUGGAUAAAGGGUCAGCAUACCAGAUUUUAGACUCUGUGGAUGACGAUGCUGGCAGUGAUGAACCAACCAUGAUGACAAGGUCUACGAGAAGAAAAAGCGAAAGAACUAAUGACAAUACUAAAAAAGAUCACACCUCAACAAGAAGCAGCACUCCUGCAAGAGAGUCACGUCACAUAACACUAAAGAAAGAGGAGAAAGCUCUUCUAAGGGAUAAUACACCAAUAAAGAGUGACAGUGUUAUAAGAAAGGUAAGUGAGGAUGAGGCUACCUAUCAAAUAUUGGAUUCGGUGGAGGAUGAAUUUGUUGAGGAUGGUCGACCCAGCGCAGAAGGAAAAGGCAAAAGGGGAAGACCAAAGAAAAACAUUAAAACAUGUAAAAAAGAUGUGAUGCUAAAGAAGGGUAACAAAGAUGCACCCAAAAAAGUUGAAGAUCAAGAAGAGGUGACAUAUCACAUUCUCGAUUCUGUGGAGGAUGAGAUGGCUGAUGAGCAACCUCCCAAAGAACAGUCUAAAAGAGCAAGAAAGGCAAACAUUUCUAAAAAUGACAGUCAGACAAACGCAAGUUUAUCUUUUCCUGAUGAAGAAGAGUCUACGUAUCAAAUUGUUGAUUCUCUGGAAGGUGAUCACAUUCAAGAAGAGCUGAUGACCACAAAAGAGAUGGGGGAAAGAAAGAAGACAAAAGAUAAAACUUACCUAAAAGAAGAGGUACCAACUGAACAACAAGCCGAACCAGCAAGUAGCACCAGUACUGUGGGAGCAUCUGAACAAAUGGUCAGCAAGGGGGAGAGUGUGUUUCAGAUAGUUGAUGACUUAGACGAUGUAAAUGAUGAUCCAUUUGAUACUGAAGAAUCCGGUGCAGAAAAGAAAGAAAAAACAGGCCUUAAGAGAAAAGGGAAAUCAACAACUAAGUCCCGAAGUGAUACUGCAGCAUCAGAAAAGAAUAAGAAACAAAAGUCAACCAAGAAAACUGACACAAUGGUUGAGGCGAGUGCUCUCGUGAAUCUGGAUGAAGUGAGUGAGGAGGAGGAGGAUUACCCUGAUGACACAGCUGAAGAAGAGGAGCUGAGGAAAAGGCAGGCGGUCACUAAAGAGAACCAGCUGAUCAAGGCCCGACAGAAGGAGUGGGAAGAGAGGAGGACCCGGGAUAGAGGAGACAGGGAUCGAAGAAGAUGGAGCAGCAGCAGCAUAGAAGGAGGGGGAGGGAUGAGGAGGGUGAAGACGAGAGGAAGGGAAAAGGAGGAAAAAAAUGAGGAAGAGGCCAAGCAGCUGGUGACUGUAGAUGAUGUGGAAGCAGAUGAGGCCAGAGAUGAUAGAUGGUCAGAGAGUCAUGAGUGGGAUAGGGAGAGCAUGGAGGGAGAGCUACAAGCGCUUGUCACUUUGGAUGAGGUAGUAGAUGAAGAGGUGGGAAAAGCUGAGCAAGGCAUGUUUGAGGCCCAUCCACCCUGCAAGGAGGACGAAUCAGUGGACUUCUUAAAUCUAGAGACUUUGGUGACAUUAGAUGAAGCAGGUGACGAUGAGGAAGAGAAAGCAAAUGAAGAUCAAGCUGAGACAACCUCACAAUCUGCCAAGCGCAAACACGAUGAUACAGAGGAGAAUAUGAAUUUUGUCACGGUAGACGAGGUGGGUGAGGUUGAAGAGGAGGUGGCACACGAAGUGGUAACCACUCGUUCAAGAGGCAGAGGAAAGAAGAGAACCAGACAGACCCCUGUUGGUGCGUCCUUGUCACUGGACAAAGAGCCAUCGACGUUGUGCCCUGACAUCCAGCAGGAGAUGCUGAAUAUGGAGGGAGAGGUGGAAACAGCAAGCCGAGUUGACACCAAUGAAAACUCUUCUAGGCUGGAGCCACAGCCUGAGGACGGAUGGAGGGCAAACCUGAAAGUUGUUGGUAAACGGAAGCAAGAGCUUACUGGGCCUGAAGCUAAGCGAUCUCGUUCUCAGUCUCCUUGUGUUGGCGCUGACUUCAAACUGCCACCAUUUAACCCCAACAACCCCCUUGGUCAAGAAUUUGUGGUUCCGAAAUCAGGAUAUUUUUGUGAUCUCUGCUCUGUUUUCUACCUGAACGAGACCACUGCCAAGGGCUUCCACUGCAGCAGCCAGGAGCACUAUGACAACCUGCAGAAACAUUAUCAGAAGCUUAAACAGAAACCAUCAAGAACAUCGACUCGUAGUUCUCAAGGCUCCAUUUCUGAUUGA
Messenger RNA from Monopterus albus (swamp eel), 11007 nucleotides. It is a transcript of the gene znf638, whose product is annotated as zinc finger protein 638. The coding region runs from base 397 to 11007 and encodes 3536 amino acids. The record is from RefSeq and is a predicted model, not a curated record. The transcript is spliced from 37 exons. Gene Ontology annotation, molecular function: RNA binding; zinc ion binding. NCBI's taxonomy places the organism in Eukaryota, Metazoa, Chordata, Actinopteri, Synbranchiformes, Synbranchidae. Gene Ontology annotation, cellular component: nucleus.